Molecule: messenger RNA, 2535 nt
Organism: Cynocephalus volans (Philippine flying lemur)
Lineage: Eukaryota; Metazoa; Chordata; Mammalia; Dermoptera; Cynocephalidae
Exons: 2
Coding region: 1-2535 (844 amino acids)
Source: RefSeq, a predicted model, not a curated record
AUGCUGCACCUCAUUCAUUGCACCAGCCUGGUCCUGUCGGCUGCGGGCCGCCCCAGUUUUAUGCUGACCUGGUUGAGGCUGGCAGUGAAGCUGCUCGUGCCUAAACAGGUCCCACUCUCUGCCUCUAAGUCCGGAGGCGCCCAUCGCAGCACGCUCCACGUCUCACAGACGGACUCCCCGCCAGCGCAGACGGACUCCCCCCCAACGCAGACGGACUCCCCGCCAGCGCAGACGGACUCGCCCCCAACGCAGACGGACUCCCCCCCAACGCACAGGGACUCCCCGCCAACGCAGACGGACUCCCCCCCAGCGCAGACGGACUCCCCGCCAACGCAGAGGGACUCCCCGCCAACGCAGAGGGACUCGCCCCCAACGCAGAGGGACUCGCCCCCAACGCAGAGGGACUCGCCCCCAGCGCAGACGGUCUCCCCGCCAGCGCAGACGGUCUCCCCGCCAGCGCAGACGGUCUCCCCGCCAGCGCAGACGGACUCCCCCCCAGCGCAGACGGACUCCCCCCCAGCGCAGACGGACUCCCCCCCAGCGCAGACGGACUCCCCGCCAACGCAGAGGGACUCCCCGCCAACGCAGAGGGACUCGCCCCCAACGCAGAGGGACUCGCCCCCAACGCAGAGGGACUCGCCCCCAACGCAGACGGACUCCCCCCCAACGCAGAGGGACUCCCCCCCAACGCAGAGGGACUCCACGCCAACGCAGAGGGACUCGCCCCCAACGCAGAGGGACUCGCCCCCAACGCAGACGGACUCCCCCCCAGCGCAGAGGGACUCCCCCCCAGCGCAGAGGGACUCCCCCCCAACGCAGAGGGACUCCACGCCAACGCAGAGGGACUCGCCCCCAACGCAGACGGACUCGCCCCCAACGCAGACGGACUCCCCCCCAGCGCAGACGGACUCCCCCCCAGCGCAGACGGACUCCCCCCCAGCGCAGAGGGACUCCCCGCCAACGCAGAGGGACUCCGUGCCAACAACGCAGACGGACUCCCCCCCAACGCAGACGGACUCCCCCCCAACGCAGACGGACUCCCCGCCAACGCAGACGGACUCCCCGCCAGCGCAGACGGACUCCCCGCCAGCGCAGACGGACUCGCCCCCAGCGCAGACGGACUCGCCCCCAGCGCAGACGGACUCGCCCCCAACGCAGACGGACUCGCCCCCAACGCAGACGGACUCCCCCCCAACGCACAGGGACUCCCCGCCAACGCAGACGGACUCCCCCCCAGCGCAGAGGGACUCGCCCCCAACGCAGAGGGACUCGCCCCCAACGCAGACGGACUCCCCAGCAACGCAGACGGACUCCCCCCCAACGCAGACGGACUCCCCGCCAGCGCAGACGGACUCCCCGCCAGCGCAGACGGACUCCCCGCCAGCGCAGACGGACUCCCCCCCAGCGCAGACGGACUCCCCGCCAACGCAGACGGACUCCCCCCCAACGCAGACGGACUCCCCCCCAACGCAGAGGGACUCCCCCCCAACGCAGAGGGACUCCCCGCCAACGCAGAGGGACUCGCCCCCAACGCAGACGGACUCGCCCCCAACGCAGACGGACUCCCCCCCAACGCAGAGGGACUCCCCCCCAACGCAGAGGGACUCCCCCCCAACGCAGAGGGACUCCACGCCAACGCAGAGGGACUCGCCCCCAACGCAGAGGGACUCGCCCCCAACGCAGACGGACUCCCCCCCAGCGCAGACGGACUCCCCCCCAGCGCAGACGGACUCCCCCCCAGCGCAGAGGGACUCCCCCCCAACGCAGAGGGACUCCCCCCCAACGCAGAGGGACUCGCCCCCAACGCAGAGGGACUCGCCCCCAACGCAGACGGACUCCCCCCCAGCGCAGACGGACUCCCCCCCAGCGCAGACGGACUCCCCCCCAGCGCAGAGGGACUCCCCGCCAGCGCAGACGGACUCCCCCCCAACGCAGAGGGACUCCCCGCCAACGCAGAGGGACUCCGUGCCAACAACGCAGACGGACUCCCCAGCAACGCAGACGGACUCGCCCCCAACGCAGACGGACUCCCCCCCAACGCAGACGGACUCCCCAGCAACGCAGACGGACUCCCCGCCAACGCAGAGGGACUCGCCCCCAACGCAGAGGGACUCGCCCCCAACGCAGACGGACUCCCCCCCAGCGCAGACGGACUCCCCCCCAACGCAGACGGACUCCCCCCCAACGCAGACGGACUCCCCCCCAGCGCAGAGGGACUCCCCCCCAGCGCAGACGGACUCCCCGCCAACGCAGACGGACUCCCCCCCAGCGCAGACGGACUCCCCCCCAACGCAGAGGGACUCCCCGCCAACGCAGAGGGACUCCGUGCCAACAACGCAGACGGACUCCCCCCCAACGCAGACGGACUCGCCCCCAACGCAGACGGACUCCCCAGCAACGCAGACGGACUCCCCGCCAACGCAGACGGACUCCCCCAGCAAUGCAGACGGACUCCCCGCCAACGCAGACGGACUCCCCCCCAGCGCAGACGGACUCCCCCACUACUCUAAGCCAACUGAGGGGACUCCAAGAUAA